ACUUAAAAUUGCCUUUAUUAGUGGAACAGAAACUGUAGGAUUAUCAGUAAGAUUGGUGUGUCGUGUGUUAUAGAGAGAAAGUAACCCUGUAACUAUCUCAAUGGAAGUGUCUUGUUUAUGUAUGUUGGAUUAACUCGUCAGUUCUCGCCAAGAAAACCUGUCAAAUAACUUCUGCUGCUGUAAGGUCUUCAUCUUCAAGGUGUGACCAUUCCAGCCACAAAUUUUACAAAAGCCUGGCAUCUUCAAGCGCUCCAGACCAGGGUGGUUUAUCGCCUCCACCAUUAAAACGCCAGCGUAUCAUAAUGCAAUCACACACAACGGUGUUAAAUGGAUCCCGAUCAGAAAAUAAUGCACCAGUACGAGAAAAGCCCACCACAUCAAAAUUAAGUGGAAAUGCUGCCAACGGUGAUGCUGAGGCCUUAGACGUGCAAAAGAAUCGGCCAAAUCCAAGUCUUUCCGAAACGGACAAAGAAGUUAUACGCCUUGUAGGACAACAUCUAUGCUCACUCGGAUUACAGAAAUCUUCUGAUGUUUUAAUGCAAGAAUCAGGCUGCAAACUAGAGCAUUCAGCUGCUUCGAAAUUUCGUGAGCAGAUUAUGUGUGGGUACUGGGCAAAGGUGGAUACCACGUUAAUUGAAAUGAAGCCGCUACUGAAACAUCAGCGUCAUUUACAGAAAAUGCGCUACCACAUUAUGGAACAAAAAUUCCUUGAGUUGCUUGAAGAUGGCAAACUUUUGGAUGCUCUUUCGUGUCUUAGAAACCAAAUAACACCUCUACGUAUCUAUGUGAACAAAGUUCAUCAACUGUCAAGUUUACUUAUGAUCACAAACCCAAAAGAUUUGCAAAAAGCAGCGAACUGGGAAGGUAAAGGUCACAAAUCAAGAGCAAAGUUGUUGGAGAAGCUGCAAGGUUAUCUUCCCAUAUCAGUGAUGAUGCCACCAAACCGACUUAAAACCCUCCUCACCCAAGCACUUGUCUACCAGCAAAGCAAAUGUGUUUUCCACAAUUCCUCCCAACAACCCGAGUACACAUCCUAUUCACUGCUUGUAGAUCAUUCUUGUCUACAUUGUCGCACUCGUAAUUUUCCAUCCAUAACAACACAAGUUUUAAGCGAUCACUGUGAUGAGGUUUGGUUCUGUUGUUUCUCCCACGAUGGGUCAAUGCUUGCAACAGGGUCAAAGGAUUCCUGUGUUAUAAUAUGGGACGUCAAUCCGGUGACUCGCCAACUUGUCCAUGCCCGCUCAUUAUCCGGCCACACAUAUGGUGUUGGCUAUUUGGUGUGGAGUCCAGAUGACACCCAUAUAAUUGCAUGCGGGACUGAAGAAUCCUCAGAAUUAUGGAUUUGGAAUGCAAAGACUGGUGAACUGCGCACUAAAAUGAACAAUUCUGCCGAAGACAGCCUCAGUUGUUGCUGUUGGACUCCUGAUGGUAAAAAAUAUGUCACUGGUGGAACCAAAGGACAAUUUUAUCAAUGUGACCUUGAUGGUAAUAUCCUUGAUUCAUGGGAAGGGGUGCGUGUACAAAGCCUUGCUUGUCUGCCUGAUAACAAAACAGUUUUAUCUGCUGAUACACAACAAAGAAUACGAGCCUACAACUUUGAAGACAUGUCUGACUAUAAUGUGAUCAAAGAAGAUCACCCCGUGAUGUCGUUCUCAUUAUCCUCUGAUGGUCACCUUGUAUUACUUAAUGUUGCUACACAGGGUGUCCACCUAUGGGAUAUUGAUGACCAAAUACUGGUUCGAAAAUACCAAGGUGUUGUCCAAGGUUUCUACACAAUAUUUUCCUCAUUUGGUGGAGCAGCUGACGAAUAUAUUGCAAGUGGCAGUGAAGACAAUAAAGUGUACAUUUGGCAUCGAUCAAAAGAAUUGCCAAUAGAAACACUAUGUGGCCACAGUAAGACCGUCAACUGUGUCAGUUGGAACAAAGCAAUACCCAGCAUGUUAGCAAGUGUGUCUGAUGAUGGAACAAUUCGAAUAUGGGGUCCUCAAGAAAGCCAAGACGAAGAUUCAGAAAAUGAAGAAAACUUGAACUGUGAUGAAGUUUGACGCUUGCAUACGUUGAUAUAGAAAAUUAAGAUCCAGAGGGUUGGCAGAAUGUUUAACAUUACCAUCAUCAUAAGGCUGAACGAUAGCGGCCAUGCCUUUUGUUUUUGGUCCUUUUUAGUCAGAAGUUGCCUUUUAAAUUUGGGUGGUCCGGUAAAACAGUUUACCAGCUUUUUGCAAAGUCAUGGUUAUCGCUAUGUGGUAGCGAAAUUGCAUCUUUCUAGCUGUGUUAACUUCCUCAAUUUAAAACAGCCGUGAAAUGUUUUUAAUAUAUAUGCCUCAGUUUUUCAAGGCAUCGUUUUAAUAGCAUGAAGUAGUUACCGAUUUCAUUUAUUAACAUGCCGUAUGUUUGCUGCAUGGUUGGUCAAAAUCAAAAACAAAUACCUUGGGGUAUUUAUUGCGAACUUGGGAGUAUUUUUUGCAAACAAUAGUUGGUGUUUUAAUCUGAUAAAAUGCCUAAAGGUUGUAUUACUAUUACUAAUAUAAUUCUAUUAUAAAAUGUUUUUUUUUGCAAUGCAUAGACUACCUUGACAGCCACUAAUUUUCUGAGUGGUCUUACUAUAUAAACAAUCGAAAUCCAUUCAGAUUUCACUAAACAUGUGUAUAUCGGCAGUUUGUUUUAAAUAAAGUACGGCAUGCAA
Molecule: messenger RNA, 2683 nt
Organism: Ciona intestinalis (vase tunicate)
Lineage: Eukaryota; Metazoa; Chordata; Ascidiacea; Phlebobranchia; Cionidae
Source: RefSeq, a predicted model, not a curated record